UUUCCGAAGAAGAAGACCUCUUCAAACGUGUCGCUGCUUGUUUUUACCAGAGCGCCUGAAAAGUUGAGCCCAUUAUGAACUGAAGAGGACAGAAUAUAACACUUAAAUUGUCUCUCAGUGGUAAUCGUGAGACUUCAACAAAAUGUCUGAUUCAGACUCUGAUGGGGAUUGGAACGAUGAAAUAAAGAUGAAAUUAUGGAGAUUAGACAAAGCCACCAAAUUUCAUCUAUCAGAGAGAGGUUUUCAGCAGUGGUGCGCCAUACCGCUUACCUCCAAGAUAGAAGGUGCACAGCGAAUGAGAGUCUGUGUGUUUUGGUUUCCCUCUCUGCUGCAGCCAGAUAAUUCCAGAACCUGCGACUGGGCUGUAGCAGUUGGUUUAAUCAACAGCAAGAAAAGUGGAAGGCUUCAUUUGAAUAACCUACACAAAAUACAAGUGGUUGAAAAAAUCCUUUUGAACCUGGAAGUUGGAAGUUGGGACAAAGAUUUUUCCAAAAAGAUUUUUGCCAUUUGUAACGAGUUGUCUUUGUGCGGUUCACCAGAUGUCAUGGAAGAAACAGUUCGCUGGUUGGAGAAGUCUGUGUAUCGGAUAGAACGGGAGCAGCUGCUCUGCCUCGGAGACAUCCCAGGCUGUUAUGCAACCUUCACCUUCAUCUUCUCAGAGUAUUGUAAGUUUAUCCUUGAAAUGAGCAAAAACUUGGACUCAACGAUGAAGGCCCUGAGGUCGCCGCCAGAAGAUUCUGCUUUAGAGAAAAGUAGGGCAAUGAAAAAGCUGGGAAAUGACAAGUUCCAGGAACAGCAGUAUGGAGAAGCGCUAAAGUAUUAUACUAAAGCCAUCAAAGUUUAUCCUGACAACCACAUUCUUUAUGGAAACAGAGCCCUGUGUUACAUCAAGCAGAAGGAAUAUCUAAAAGCAGCAGGCGAUGCAAAACGGGCUAUUCUCAUCGACCCGCUCUGGGCAAAGGGCCAUUACCGAUACUGUGAGGCCUUGUUCUACAUGAAGGAGAGAGAUUUAGCUCUUGAAGCCCACACUACUGCUAAGAUACUGUGUAAAGACAACCCAGAGGGACUCAGAGAUCUGGAACAGCAGUACUUAAAGUUUAAUUCAGAGUCUGUCCCUGGUAAGGAGACCUUUUCUGUUUUUAUCUUCCCUCUAUCACGCUACUUUGCUUUGCUUUCAGCUGAACAGCAACAGCCUUACAGCUUUAAAGCAGGGUUAGUGAAAAAAACCCAACAGCCAACACAAACAGGCGGUAAAACUAAUCCGCCAAAAAGCCCAGCAGCUAAGGUUCCUGUGUGUAAAAUGGAAAAAAAGACAGAGCAUCUUAAAGUUUCUCUUGACCAAGAGAGAAGAUCGAAAAACUUCAAAACAUCAAAAAGUGACCGAGAAGAGUCUGUCAGCGCUGGAGAACAAGUCACAAAGAACAAAUCAAAGAACAUGAGUGACAAAGUGCAAAAACCAAGCCAAAAGAAACCUGACAGCAAAGAGUUAUGCAAAGAGUUGAAGUUUCUGGUGCAGGAAGCUCACACCGCCCUGUCGGACCGCCGCAGCCAUAAUGCAGAGCAGGCCUUCAGCCGGGCCCUGGAUCUGCUGGAAGGUGCAACCCCUAAGAGCCUUGGCCUUUCCACACUGGAUGUCCUCUUGUUGCUGUUUGGACGAGUAUCAGCUUUGAUAGAAAUUGGACAACCAGAUGAACUUGCUGAAGCAGAGAAACUCCUUGAGAAGAUGAAAUCAUUUGAAGAGCGGACGUUUCAGUGUCUGGUUUACUACGCCAUCGGCCGUGUGUUUCUCAGAGAAAACAGGUUUAAAGUUGCCAUGCAGCAGUUUUUAGAUUCACUGCAGAUGGUGAAGAAUCAAAUAACACCGGGAAAACUCACCUGGCCUUUAACUAAAGAGAUUAUUAAGGAAACACAACCAGAUGAUUUUAAGGAAAUGCUUGAGAAUGCUAUAGAGUUGUGUAAAUUUCCUCCUGCCCCUGAUGCCAUUUGUCGUCUUGAAAAAUGCCUUUUCCCUCUAAAGCCUGAGAUCUAUUUCACAGACCCAGAUUUUAAGGGCUACAUUCAGAUAUGCUGCUGUCAAAGCUGCAGGGUUGAAUUUCACAUCAACUGCUGGAAGAGCCUGAAGACAACGAAGUUCUGUGAGAAGAAUGAAAAGGAUAUUCUUCAUGAGGCGUGUUUUACUCCUGACUGUUUAGGUAAAAUCUGCAGUAUAAAAAUCUUUGGUCCCACAGGUUUGGUAAAAUGUAAGUUUGAAACGAUGAUUGUUAAACCGGAGAUGCCAAAGAAACCAAAGAUGAACCAGAAAGCGACAAGUGUAAAGAAGUUAAAGUCAAAGGAGGAUCAGAAGCAGAAGAGGAAAGAAUCCAAACAGACGAAGGAUAAUCAGACCAUCAGCAAUGAGAUUCUGCAGAAGAAAGACGAAUCAAGAACACAGAGUCAACAAAAAGCCUGGUUGGUGUACAGAGAUCGAGUUCUCUUGCAAAUCAGUCAGAACAUGGAUCUUCUGCGGGAGGAGCAGGGCCUCCAGGUGUCCGUGCUGACUGGAAGCCUGCAGCCCUGGUUGGAGCUGGACUGGUCCAGGGGGAAUCAAAUUGCUGGCAGACUGCUGAACUGGCAACAGGAAAAACUGGAGACUUUGGGCCAAGCGUUGGACCUCCUGCUGGAGAGAAAGAACCGGGUCUGGGCACGAGUUUUUGUAAAACUACUUAGCAGCUGUGUGGGUAUAAAUUCCAAGCUGAGCAACUGGGCACGCCAGCUUGACAAUGCAGGUCUGAACGCAGCCCAGUCUUUCAUAGACCGACACUUGGAACACCUGGAGCAGCUGGAUCUGGCUAUUCUGCUGAACUUUGACCCAUUAAUGGAAAUUAUUUUACAGAAACUUGACAUUACUGCAGAAUUUUUUCCAAGCCUUGGCUUGACUGUGGCUGAGUAUCUAAAACAGGCUUCAGCUCAUGACAUGAGGCUGUUUAUCUGGACUCUGGAGGAGCAUAGAGAGGGCUAUGUUUCUUGUCACACUAUAUUGGAUGAAUAUUUUGAUAUGGAUGGACAUUGUUCUGUCUUAAAAAAGUCUGAAAAUGAACAUAAUUCCCCUACGAGGGCUAAGAGUCGAGGCAGGAAAAAGAAACGGAAGAAUGUUAUCGGUUUCUGUCCACUGAGGGGAGUAGCUCAGAGAGAGGAGUGGGACCAAGACUUUUUUGAUGAUGACUCUUUAUCAUUCCUCCACCCCAAUGACCCCUUCACUGUUCCACGUUUCCUUCAAGAGGAGGUGGAGGAUUUUGAGGAGUAUUACAGCAGAUACCUAAAUCCAUCUAAAGAAAGUUUGUAUGACUACUUUGCUCAGAUCCUGGAGGAGCACGGCCCCCUGGCGGUCGAUGACCACUUGCUUGUGGGCGGUUAUGCAAACUUCCCCUACGAUGUCAGAAAGAGGAUUGAUGAUGCGGGCGGCCUGGAGUUCUUCCUGUUGGAGUCCCUCCGCUUCAUUAAGCUGGGAAGGUGCAUCGGUCUGGCCAAACACGCCGUCUCCAUGCAGCAGGCCAGACACGGCCCCAGCCUGGACGACCUGGACGAAAUAGUUGAUUCUCACUGUGACUCUUUAUCACCUGACUUGUAUACAGCUAGUGAUUUUACAGACUUUUCAAAGGGUUAUUCCCCCAUACCCCAAGCAUCACAUUUAGUUCUCCCAAACCCGUAUUCAUAUAGCUCCUCCGUGUCCCCCUGGCCUGUCUCAGACUUUGACCCAUCCCCUCACUUUUUAACCAAUGGUUUCACAGAGCCUCAUCUGGAUGUUCUGGAUGAAAUUUAUGAAAACCCCGAAACGAAUUCAGCUUCACAGAGAAAUAUUUUGUCCCCGGAUGAAAAUUGCUCCAGUAAACAUGCUUCAGUGCAGACGUGUCCGGAAGCGUGUAGAAGUGUGGUGGUGAACACAGAGCUUUAUGAGCAUUUUGAGAAAUGCCAGGGUGAUAUCAUCAAGCAGGAGAAGAAGAACAAGGAGCUGGAGGAGCAAAUAAAGAUAACUGAAAACUGUGAAAAACCUGAUCCAAGCAACAAUAGAGAAAUCAUUUUAUUGGAAAAACUAAUAAAUGACAACACUCUAAAUAUACAGGUGACCAAUAAGGAGCUGGUAAUGUUUCAACAAAAGCUGGAGGAGGAGGUGAAGAAGGACCAGAAGGAGAAGAAGGCCAACCAGGAGGAGCUGAAGUCCCUGAAGAUGGAGCUGGAGCAGCUGGUGGAGGAACAGGGCAGCCUCUCCAGGAACAUCAGAGAGAAGAGGAGCAGCUAUGAAGCCAAACUCAAUGACUUCUUGGAGCUGAGCAAUCAGUCAGCAGCUGAGAAGAUGAGUUUGGAGGAUGAGAUAAAGCGCUGCAAGGCUUUGCUAGCUUCUUCUACCAGAAGGUCCCACAUUGCUAAGCUGUCGGUAAUUGAAAGCAGCAGGGAUCAGGGUUUAUACGGCCUCUACAGAGAGCUGGCAGACGCCAAAGCUCUGCUGAACAAACUGGACGAGGCAGCGCACAGAAACUCGAGCCAGGAGCUGGAAAUGAUGAGGGACAGCUGCAAAGCAAAGAUGGAAGAAGUGGAGAAGAACAUCUCCACUGCUCAGCAACGAUUCCAGGAGCAGCAGGAUGAGCUGAAUAAAGACAGAGCGGCCAGUCAGCCGCCUCUGGCCAAAGACAAACCUCAGGCUGUAACAUUACCACUCUCUGCAACAGCCAAAGAGUUUCACCCUCUGAUGUCAGCUCAGACCGCCCGCAGUGCUUCUCCUCGCUCUGCAGCCGAAGCGUCGGCCACUUCUCCUUACAAGCUGCACAGACCUGUGUUUGAGAAAGCCAUGGAGAACUUGACUGCCAUUUUCCCAGACUCUUCAAGGUCUGAACUGAUGAGGUUCAUUCAGGAGUUUCGUUCGUCUAGGGGCGGGAACCUGAACAGCGUGUCGUUACAGGAGGUCGUCAGCGGAGUGACACAAAUCAUCCUCGAUCAUCAGGAAACACUGAAAUCUGUCAGAACCAACAUCAUGGGUCGAUCCAGUCCAGCCCUAACCCAGCAUACAGCGUGGCAGUCGGUCGGAGCCAAAGCAGUCAAAAACCCCAGCGCUCUCAACAUGGAGGACCCGUGCAUCAUCUGCCACGAAGACAUGAGUCAGGAGGACUCGUGCGUGCUGGAGUGCAGACACACGUUCCACGAUGAGUGCAUCAGGUCAUGGCUGAAGGAGAAGAACACCUGUCCCACCUGCAGGAACCACGCACUGAUACCUGACGAGUUCCCCGUUCUGUCCAGCAGGAGACGCAAAGCUCCCUGAUGUCUCAGUCCCUCUACCCCCACUCUUCACCGCCAUCAUUUCUGCUUUUAUUCUUAUUUUUAAAUUAAGUUCUUUAAACUCCAAAUUUGUUAUGUGUUUUAGUUUGUUUGAUUGCUUGUUGUUUCCUGCUUUUAAGGAUUGUUUGCUAACCUGAGGAAAUAAACACCUUUGUGUUGGAGCUCA
Cyprinodon tularosa is the source of this 5473-nucleotide messenger RNA. RefSeq names its product tetratricopeptide repeat domain 3 (gene ttc3). Lineage: Eukaryota; Metazoa; Chordata; Actinopteri; Cyprinodontiformes; Cyprinodontidae. Gene Ontology annotation, molecular function: protein binding. The record is from RefSeq and is a predicted model, not a curated record. The transcript has 46 exons. The coding region runs from base 143 to 5290 and encodes 1715 amino acids.